CGCUUUGGCUUCAUAAAUCAAAACAGUUUCGCGGCACGAGUAUAGCGAGAUGUCAGAGUUGAAGGAACAAACCCUAGGAGAUGAGCAAAGACCAGUCAAUCAAAACCCUAACCAAAACCAUGACCAAUCGCAUGAAUGGGAGACAAUGGCUCGAGCUUGGAUCUCUGCGUUCCCGGAGGCCAAAGCAGUGAGUACUAGCGAAAUUGAGGUAUGGAUCGACUCAAAUCGUGGCUCUUUGCCUGCCGAUCUUCAAUCAAUGCCGAAAUCCGACCUCGUUGACAGGCUUCUGUCUAUUCAAAAUUACUUUAGAUUUCCCAAUCAGGUAAUAGAAUCAAAUCAGGUUGAAUAUCAGAAUCGAUUUCAACGAACUGAUCAAUGGAUUCCAGUUUAUUCCUGGCUGGAGUCUCUAGAUAGAGAAGAGGUCGUCAAGUCCAAAGAUAUUUCUGACUGGCUAACUGCGAACCCAGAGAUCAAAGAACAGCUGUGCUCGAGACAUUCUCGAUACCAUUUGAUGCACUACAUUAAAAAGUGCCAUUUAAAGAUAUUGAAGAGAAGGGAAAAGAAGAAGCAACCCAACCUAUCAACUUCUCCAAAGGUUCAGACUACUGUUGCAAAGGCAAAUCAACCAGCUCCACCACCAUGUAUGGCUCCUACAAAUAAUCCUUUGAGCAAUUUUCCCAAAGAUAGUGACGUCUAUGUUGCUAAACGAAAAGAGGCUUUACAAAAAUAUGAGAUUUUGUUGGAGCUGGAGAGAAAGCUCUCUCCUCACUUCUCCAAGCGUCAAUGUUUGAACAAUUGAAGCGAUCCGGAAAGGAAUUGUACUGCCUUGACUGAUAGAUGUGAAUUAGCAGAGGCUUCAAAGCUUGGUGGAUUGUAUUUCAUUACUUUGUAAGUUUGUAUAUAACUAAGAAUUUUUCUUAGAAUCCUCCAAGCUAACCCUUCUGACUUUUGUCAGGGUAUAGAAGAACAUUUUUCAUGUUGGUUCUGACGAGCAUUGGAUUUUUAUCUAUACGAGUUUCUCUUCUCUUA
Tripterygium wilfordii is the source of this 1029-nucleotide messenger RNA. RefSeq lists its product as uncharacterized. The coding region runs from base 50 to 799 and encodes 249 amino acids. The record is from RefSeq and is a predicted model, not a curated record. Lineage: Eukaryota; Viridiplantae; Streptophyta; Magnoliopsida; Celastrales; Celastraceae. The transcript is spliced from 5 exons.